Messenger RNA from Neltuma alba, 2970 nucleotides. RefSeq names its product putative receptor-like protein kinase At3g47110. Gene Ontology annotation, biological process: protein phosphorylation. Gene Ontology annotation, molecular function: protein kinase activity; ATP binding; receptor serine/threonine kinase binding. The coding region runs from base 1 to 2970 and encodes 989 amino acids. The record is from RefSeq and is a predicted model, not a curated record. Lineage: Eukaryota; Viridiplantae; Streptophyta; Magnoliopsida; Fabales; Fabaceae. The transcript is spliced from 4 exons.
AUGGGAAACCUUAUCUUUCAUUUCUGCUUCAUCUUCUUCAUGAUUUGCCCAGAUUUAUGUCAGUCCAAUUUUACUUAUUCCGAUGAAUAUGCGCUUCUGGCUUUCAAAUCUUCUGUUAAGGAUCCUUACAAUCACUUGGAAAACUGGUCCAAUUCGUCAUCCAUGUGCAAUUGGUCUGGGGUUACAUGUGAUGCUGAGAAUGAAAGAGUGAGAAUACUGAGUCUUGCAAAGAUGGGUCUCAACGGAAAAUUAGCCUCACAGAUUGGCAAUUUGUCGUUUUUAGUGAAACUUGACCUCAACAGCAACAACUUGUGUGGUAAGAUGCCAAAAGAGUUGCUUCAGCUGCACAGGUUAGAAAUUCUGAACUUGAGUUAUAAUGCAUUCAGUGGAGAAAUCCCAACUCGGAUUGGAAGCUUAUAUAGGCUUCAACACUUGAUUCUUGGCAAUAAUAGUUUUGGAGGCAUCAUUCCUGCAAGUAUAUCCAAUUUGUCAAAGUUGGAGACCUUGGAUUUGAAUUCUAAUUCCCUCCAAGGAUCUAUUUCCUUUGAUAUUGGAAGGCUUCAACAUCUUAAAAUUUUACGACUUCCUGUGAACAAGCUUUCAGGAAUUAUACCUCCAACUAUUUCUAACAUGUCCUCCCUUGAGCGGAUCUCAUUGUCUCGCAACCUUUUACAAGGCUCAAUACCUAUGGAAAUAGGUAAUCUUCAACAACUUAAGACAUUAUUGUUGUCUCAUAACAAAUUGAGCGAAUCUAUUCCAUCAGAAAUUUUCAACAUCUCAAAUUUGAAAGUCUUGUCCCUCCUCAACAACUCUCUAUCAGGAAGUCUUCCAUCAGAUUUUGGAUAUGGCCUUUCUAAUCUACAAGAGUUGUAUUUGUGGGACAACAAACUCUCCGGAAGAAUCCCAAAUACUGUAUCCAAUGCUUCUAAGUUAACCAUUCUAGAAUUGGAGCAAAAUAAUUUUGAUGGGGUUUUACCAAGCACACUUGGACAUUUAAGAUACUUAGAAUCCCUUUCGGUGGAUGAUAACAAUUUCACCAUAAGAGAUUAUUCAAAUUCUGAAACUGGCUUUUUUAGCUCGUUGUCAAACUGUAGACAUUUGACGACUCUGAUUCUCUCUAUUAAUCCUUUGAAUAUGAAACUUCCCAAGUCCAUUGGAAACUUGUCUGAUUCUCUACAAAUGCUGAUGAUAGACUCCUGCGAGAUUAACGGUAACAUACCAUCAGAAAUUGGGAAUUUGUCUAACUUGUAUCACUUAUCUUUGGCUGAAAAUGUUUUAAGUGGAUCAAUUCCAGCAACAAUUAGCAACUUACAGGCUCUUCAGCGUUUGACUCUUAUGGACAAUGAGCUAGAUGGUAAGAUUGUUGAUGAGCUUUGUGACAUUAGAAGACUUGCAUAUCUAUAUCUGUCUCGAAACAAAUUUUCUGGAGCAAUGCCGUGUUGCUUAGGAAAUCUUAUGUCCCUGCAGGAGCUUUAUUUGGACUCCAAUAAAUUGAUUGCUGAGGUACCUUCUUCCUUUUGGAAUUUGACAGGUAUAUUGCAAGUAAACCUAUCUUCCAACAUGUUGGUUGGAAAUCUUUCAUUCAAGAUUGGGAACAUAAAAUCUCUCACCCUAUUAGAUUUGUCAAGAAAUCAUCUUUCAGGCACCAUUCCAACAACAAUUAGUAGCUUGCAAAAUUUGCAAAUUUUCUCCUUAACACAUAACAGAUUGCAAGGAAAGAUUCCGGAAUCAGUUGGGAAUUUGCUAAGCUUAGAAAAGCUAGACCUUUCCGAAAAUAAUUUGUCUGGUGAAAUUCCUAAAUCACUAGAGUCACUUACAUCCCUUAAAUAUGUUAAUCUCUCUUUUAAUGAACUACAAGGCGAGAUUCCUCGUGGUGGGGUCUUCAAAGAUUUGUCAGCUGAAUCUUUCAUGAUGAAUAAAGCACUUUGUGGUGAGCCAAAAAUGCAAGUUCCUCCAUGCAGAAAAGAAAAAAGGAACAGGUCAAAGGCAAAAUUGAUUUUGCUGAGAUGCAUACUACCGGUGGUUUUGUCAACAAUUUUGGUUGUUUUAGGCUUUAUCCUGUUUCACCGUAAACGAAUAAAUUCCAGGCAUACCAUGAAACAAGAUUUAUCAACUUUAGGAAUGCCAAUAAGGAUUUCUUAUUUUGAAAUUUUGGAUGCAACCAACAGAUUUGAUGAGAGCAACUUACUGGGAAGUGGAAGUUUUGGUUCUGUAUUCAAAGGAAGGCUUUCAAGUGGAAUAAUGGUUGCUGUCAAAAUAUUCAAUUUUGAUUCUGAAACAUUGUCAAGGAGCUUUGAAGUGGAAUGUGACGCAGUGCGUAAUGUGCGUCAUCGCAAUUUGGUGAAGAUCAUUAGUAGUUGUUCCAAUGUUGAUUUCAAGUGUUUGAUAAUGGAGUUCAUUCCCAAUGGGAGUCUUGAAAAAUGGUUAUAUUCUCAUAACUAUUGUUUGGAUUUUCUGCAAAGGUUAAAUAUAAUGAUAAAUAUCGCAUCUGCUUUGGAAUAUCUCCAUCAUGGCUUAACAACACCAAUAGUCCACUGUGAUCUGAAGCCAAGUAACAUUUUGUUGGAUGAUAACAUGGUUGCUCAUUUGAGUGACUUUGGACUUGCAAAAUUUUUAGAUAAAGGAAAAUCGAGGACACUCACAGAGACAAUGCCCACAAUUGGUUAUGUUGCACCAGAAUACGGAUCUCUUGGAAUUGUUUCAACAAAAGUUGAUGUGUAUAGUUUCGGAAUAAUAGUAAUAGAAGUGUUCACAAGAAAAAGGCCAACAGAAGAUAUGUUUGUGGAUGGUUUGAGCUUGAAGAGUUGGUGGGUUGACACCCCAGUUCUUGAGAAACUCCCACAGAGUUUCAGAUAUCAGGAAAUCAUAUCUUGGCCGGUCAUAACAUUGCAGGUGGAAUGGCACCUCUCUCUCUCCCUCUCUGUGUUAUAUUGGCCAAAACGACAGAGGUCAGAAACAGAGCAUCGAUAG